Molecule: messenger RNA, 696 nt
Organism: Phyllotreta striolata
Lineage: Eukaryota; Metazoa; Arthropoda; Insecta; Coleoptera; Chrysomelidae
Source: the annotation of a GenBank genome assembly
UAACUUUCUACUUCCAAUAUGGCUUCAAUUGGAACCAUAAUUUAUUCACCCCCUCUACCUACAUUCACUAUCUAGUAUUAUAAUUAGAUAUCUAUGGGGGGUACUUACUUUUGUGAUGCGUUUUCGGAGUUGGACGAAACGCCCCAAUCGACGUUUUUAGUCCUGACGGCGGUGCGUUCGGCCUCCACCAGCUCCCCGAUUUUGUAUUUCACCAUCAAUUCCCUGGCAUCGUUCGAGUGGCCUACGUCCUCGAAGGCUUCGCUCGCCUCCCGACCGGCCUGCUCCAACAGCACUUCUUCGCCCCCGGGAUGCUACAAAAGACGAUUACAUACCGCCGACGAGCCUGAAUUAAAGCGAAAUAAUUCAUUCGACCGGUCGAGUUCGAGCAGGAAAAAUGUUCACCGCAGGAAUCGUAUUAUUAUCGAUAUUCUCGGUCGCUUGUGCGGGAGUUUUGCUGCAAAUUAUCCUGGCUGUAGCGCACAAAAAGAAAAUGUACAAACUUCUAGACCAAGGAUAUUAUUUUUUGGAAGUGAAAUCGAGCUGGGGAAGGAAAGUUCUGAAGCCGAUCCAUCCGGAUAACGUUGAUUUGAGCACAGGUGUUCCCAAACUAAUCAGCUCGGUGAGGUUCUCGUGACACCGGAAAAAUUAAACAAAUUCCAGCUAAUUAUAUCUUAUCAAUAAACCAUUUAAAUUCGU